AUGGGUUCCCAAGAAUAUAAAAAUAUUAUUUUGGAAGAGGAGUACGACCGGGUAAUUCGUAGGAUGGUGUUCUCCUUUAGAACUUACACUGGAAGUCAGACUCCAAUCGAGUUUAUAGAGCCUGAAACCAUAGAAAUGACUUCUCCUAAGGGUUACAGAAUGACAGACAAUUGCUCUAAAAUUGCUCUUAAGUGGUUAUGUUGGAAAGAAUCUUUAUUUCCCGACAUUAUUCAUACCGGUAUCGGUCAAAAGAUUAAACUUAAAGAAAAUCUCACAGUUGAUGGUUUUUGUGCUACAACAAAUACAGUUUUCGAAUUUGAUGGCUACUACUUUCAUGGAUGUAAAAAAUGUUAUCCGCAUCAAACAACAUCUUUUCAAAAUACGACAGACAAAAACGAUUCAAUGUUUACAAGACACGAUAAAACUAUAGCGAAACAUCAAAGAAUUAGAGACGCCGGGUAUAAUUUUGUAACGAUUAGAGAGUGCGAUUUUCAAGAGAUAUUGAGAAAUGAUGCGGAAUUAAGAGAUGCUGUAAAUAAUAAUUUUAAAUAUUCACAGCUGCCAUUGAAUCCGAGAGACAGUUUUUUUGGUGGUCGUACAAAUGCUAUACAACUGUACCAUAAAAUAUCAAAUGACGAUGAGAGCAUUCUUUACUUUGAUAUCUGGAGUUUAUACCCUUUUAUAAAUAAAUAUGAAAAAUAUCCCAUUGAUCAUCCUAAAAUUCAUAUCGGCAAUGAAGCGUGCAGAAAAUUACCUCUGGAUACGGUGGAAGGUCUUAUUAAAUGUACUGUGUUGCCACCUAGAUAUUUGUAUCGCCCUGUUAUACCGUAUAAAUGUAACGGUAAAUUGAUGUUUCCCUUAUGUAAAGCUUGUGUAAAAUCAUUGAACCAGGAACAAUGUUUGCAUACAGAAGAGGAACUUCAAUUUACAGAACGUGAAGGCAUAAAAUUAGAUGAGUCCGAAAUAUGUCAUAACGCGGGUUUGAGACUUAUUGCCAAAUUAAUGCUAAAUAGUUUCUGGGGUAAGUUCGGUCAGAAAGCAAAUUUGAUGCAAACCGCAGUAAUCACUAAACCCUUUGAGCUAUUUACCAUGUUAACUGACCCUUCUGUUAUUGUUAACAAUAUGGUGAUUGUUAGUGAUGAAAUGCUUCUCAUUUGUUGGAAUAAUCACGAAGACGCUAUUUUACCAUUAAACACCGUUAAUGUUGCUAUAGCAGCUUAUACCACGGCUAUGGCGCGAUUGGAGCUUUACUCAUAUUUAGAAAAACUAGGUGAAUGGAUACCCAAAGUAGGUGACUAUUUGGGUAUGUUAACAGUAGCUGAAUACGGUCCUGGUAGUAAAAUUACGGAGUUUGUUAGCGGAGAGCCUACAAAUUACGCCUACAAGUUUAUAUUGCGAGUACAAAAGAAUAAAAGACUAUUUGCAAAGUAA
This is a messenger RNA of Brassicogethes aeneus, 1431 nucleotides long. The record is from the annotation of a GenBank genome assembly. Lineage: Eukaryota; Metazoa; Arthropoda; Insecta; Coleoptera; Nitidulidae.